ACUCUGCGGCCGGGAUGCUCUAAGUGAGACUCGAUGUAACAUCAAAAUGCAGAGGGAAGAACUCCAUGACGAGCAGUCGCGCGUGACUCGUUCGUCUUCUCGCAUAACUGAUAGCAAUGUGGAAAAUGCUUUGCAAUGUGCAAUAAUUAGACUGACAGCCCCGUCGAGAUAAAGGUGUAACGUGCACCAGGAGGACGCGAUGGCGUCGAGGACAAGAAAGCAGUGGUGCGCGAAUGGUGGUAUUUUAGUGCGACUGACGCUGACCCUUUCGGGUUUGUGUGCGGGUCAAUGCACGAAUAUUGGCCUGAUGACGACAACAACGACGAGGGCAUCGACGACGGAGACGGGAACAACAAUGACGAUGACGGCUGGUAGCUCCAGGGAAUGCAUUGGGGGUGUACGGACGAUGCAGUCUAAGGGUGAAGUAAAGCUAGCGGUGAUCGCGCCGGGUGAUCCUCACCACGAGCAGAGUCUGCAGAGAGUGUUACCUGCGGUAUUACUAGCUGUGAAAUACGUCAGCUCACCUAGGGGACCUUUACCCGGAUGGAACAUCAAGGUGGACUAUCGCGACUCAUACUGCUCCAGCACUUACGGACCCUUGGCCGCGUUCCAGUUUUACAUCAACCAGACAGCAGACGCUUUCCUGGGCCCUGUGUGUGAUUAUGUGAUCGCGCCUGUGGCAAGGUACGCGGGUGUGUGGGGCAUACCGGUGCUGACAGCGGGUGCGCAGGCGGAAGCAUUCCGUCAUAAAGGCCAGCAUUAUCCGACGUUAACCAGGAUGAUGGGCUCUCAUCGUUUGGUGGGUGAGGCGCUCAGACAUAUUCUACGCAGUUUUGGAUGGAAAAUCUGCGGUUUACUGUUUCACAAUCACGAGAUGGCCAGCAGUAAAGGCAAUUCCGAGUGUCAUUUCACGCUGAGCGCCGUAUAUACGGCGCUCAAUCAAACGCCGGCGCAUAAGAGCUUCAACCAGGAGACAGCCGACACCGAGGAAUACAAGAAUUUGCUCAGUUUGAUCGCCAAAUCCGCACGGAUUAUAGUGAUGUGCGCUAAUUCAACGACUAUUCGGGAAAUAUUGCUAGCUGCCGAGGAGCUCGGGAUGGUGGACUCAGGGGAAUACGUGUUCUUCUCCAUAGAGCUCUCGUCCAGCGAUAAUGAUUCCAAGGAGCCAUGGAGAGUCGACGGCGAUACAGACGAGAGGAACGAGAAGGCUCGAAAGGCUUAUCAGGCCUUAUUGACAGUGACGGCGCGCACCCCAGACAAUCUAGAAUACCUGAAUUUCUCGCGUGAAGUUAAAUCCCUGGCUCAGAGCAAAUAUAACUUCAUUUUCGGUAACAGCUCAGUCUCAACCUUUGUGACGGCGUUUUAUGAUGCCGUGUUGCUUUAUGCUCUCGCCCUUAAAGACAGUCUGCCAGAGAAGCCGGGUGAGGUCAAUUUAGAUGGCGGUAAUUUGACGCGGAGAAUGUGGGGAAAAAGUUUCAAGGGAAUAACUGGCGACGUAAACAUCGAUGAAAAUGGCGAUAGAAUUGCGGAUUAUUCUUUAUUGGACAUGGACCCGGAAACAUCCAAAUUCGAAAUUGUAGCCAAUUAUUACGGUGCGAAUAAAACAUUGGAAUAUAUUCCUGGGAAACAAAUUCAUUGGGCCGGUGGUCGUUUAGAACCACCCCCGGAUACGCCUACGUGCGGAUUCGACGGGUCAUUAUGUCCUGAUAAUUCUCUUCCGGGAUACGCUAUUCUCUCUAUGGUAUUGAGCUCCAUCGUAGUCGUUCUCGUCGUCGGUUCAGUAUUUAUUUAUCGGCGCUUCAAACUGGAAGCGGAAAUUGCCUCCAUGACAUGGAAAGUGCAUUGGGACGACGUAAUCGUGAUACCUAACGCGAAGACAAGAGGCUCCAUGUACUCCCUAAUCGCGAAUAAGUUUCGCGGUAGUGAACUGACGAUAUAUUCUGAAGAUAAUGCAAGUCUGCCAGAUGGUGUUGAUCGAAAUGUGUAUGUUCCGACAGGAUUUUAUAAGAACUCAAAAGUCGCAAUAAAACUCAUACCGAGGAACAAAGUGGAAAUUUCAAGACCUUUGUUGCUGGAGCUAAAGCGGAUGAAGGAUCUCCAGCAUGAUCAUCUUGUACGAUUUUAUGGUGCCUGUCUCGAGCCGCCGCAUUGUUGUCUCCUAACCGAAUACUGCCCCAAAGGAUCUCUCCAGGAUAUACUAGAGAACGAGCAGAUAAAGCUCGAUCGCGUGUUCAGAGGAUCCCUGAUACACGAUAUCGUGCGCGGUAUGGCGUAUCUCCAUGCAUCGGAAGUGAAGAGUCACGGUAACCUCAAAUCUUCAAAUUGCGUUGUCGAUUCACGAUUCGUCCUGAAAAUCGCCGACUUUGGCUUGCACGAGCUGAGAAGAAGCGCAGAUGUGGAUUCAGAUGGCGAUAAAAACAGCUACGCCUAUUGGAGGAAACAGCUUUGGACAGCUCCGGAAUUGCUGAGGCUGGAGAGACAACUGCCCGAGGGCACUCAGAAAGGCGACGUGUACAGCUUUGCUAUAAUCGUUCACGAGAUCGUGAUGCGCCAAGGGCCAUUCUACUUGGGAGACAAUAACGAAUUCUCUCCAAAGGAAAUAAUAGAAGGUGUUAGAAGAGGUGGCGGUUCACCAUUAAGGCCUGUAAUAGACGAUGCUUCUGUUGAAGAAGAGGUAGCUACUCUAAUGAGACGAUGCUGGGCGCAAGAAGCCGCGGACCGACCGGAUUUUCCUGCGCUGAAGCAAACGAUUCGUAAAAUUAAUAAAGACUAUGAGAGCAGCAAUAUCCUGGACAAUUUACUAUCCCGCAUGGAACAGUAUGCCACGAAUUUAGAAACAUUGGUAGAAGAACGCACGGCUGACUACCUCGAGGAGAAACGUAAAUGCGAGGAACUUCUUUACCAGUUACUACCAAAAUCAGUGGCGUCGCAGUUGAUCCUCGGACAAAGCGUGAUCGCCGAGACAUAUGAUCAAGUGACAAUUUACUUCAGCGAUAUUGUAGGCUUCACGAGUCUCUCGGCCGAGAGCACGCCUCUGCAGGUGGUCGAUCUGCUGAACGACCUCUACACGUGUUUUGAUUCCAUUAUCGAGAACUUCGACGUUUACAAGGUGGAAACAAUAGGAGAUGCUUACAUGGUUGUAUCAGGAUUACCAGUGAGAAACGGAAUGAAUCACGCUAGAGAAAUUGCGAGGAUGAGUUUAGCCCUCAGGGAUACGGUAAUGACAUUCAGUAUUCGCCAUAGACCAACCGAACAAUUAAAACUUCGUAUCGGCAUGCAUUCUGGACCAUGCGUGGCUGGUGUAGUAGGUCUUAAAAUGCCGAGAUACUGCCUGUUCGGCGAUACGGUCAACACAGCAUCCAGGAUGGAGAGUAACGGUGAAGGUAAUUAACAGCUUAGUCAUUCUCAG
Mycetomoellerius zeteki is the source of this 3409-nucleotide messenger RNA. RefSeq names its product atrial natriuretic peptide receptor 1. The coding region runs from base 200 to 3391 and encodes 1063 amino acids. Gene Ontology annotation, molecular function: peptide receptor activity; protein kinase activity; ATP binding. Gene Ontology annotation, biological process: receptor guanylyl cyclase signaling pathway; protein phosphorylation; cGMP biosynthetic process. The record is from RefSeq and is a predicted model, not a curated record. NCBI's taxonomy places the organism in Eukaryota, Metazoa, Arthropoda, Insecta, Hymenoptera, Formicidae. The transcript is spliced from 19 exons. Gene Ontology annotation, cellular component: plasma membrane.